AUGGCGCCAAAAAAAGGGAAGCCUAGUGCAGCUUCAAGUGAGACAAGUGGCGCACAGCCGGAAGGAUGUCACCGGUGCAGCUCUCGGUCCGUUGAUGAAUCUAAGGUUCAUGGGUUUGAGGAAGAAUGGAUGUCACUGAAAAAGGUGCUUCUCAGGCAAGGAAGUGAGGAUCGUUUCAAGGCAAUAGGCAUCACCGGUAUAACUGGUAUAGGAAAAACCACACUUUGCCAAUUGUUGUUCAAUAAAGAGGAGGUGAAGGACUACUUCUUUCCAAGGAUCUGGGUAUGCAUGUCAGCACAUUCCGGCAACGAUCCGGACAAGAAAAUAGCGAUCCUGAAGAGAAUGUUGGAUAGCCUUGGAGUAGAAGAGGAGAUGAUCAACAACUACAAGGUCGGCCAGGAACAUAAUCUCAAGCAACUACUACUGUAUGCUCUUCACCUGCAAUUGCAGGGGAAGAGAUAUCUGAUUGUGUUCGAUGAUGCCAGGGGCGGGGAGAUAGACAAAUGGUACGGAGAGCUGAGUUGUUCGUCUACUCGUGAUGGAAAAUGGGAUGGUCUCGCGUAUGGAUUGCCAAAAGGGCGUGGGGGAGCAGUUAUUGUGAACAGUAGGGAUGAGAAAUUAGCGAAAGAGAUGGUUGGCGUGGAGGGAAUCCUACAUCGGCUUCUACCCCGUCCGGACGAAGAGAGCUGCUUGUCAAUAUUCAAAGACGCAGCUGAUGCGGCCAAGAAAAAGUAUGAGUCAGAGGCGGACGAUCUAAAGAAAGAUAUCUUCCAUAAGUCUGCAGGCAUUCCAUUAGCUGCAAAAAUGAUGGCAAAAAAUCUUAUUAACACCCAAUGA
Molecule: messenger RNA, 837 nt
Organism: Corylus avellana
Lineage: Eukaryota; Viridiplantae; Streptophyta; Magnoliopsida; Fagales; Betulaceae
Product: P-loop containing nucleoside triphosphate hydrolases superfamily protein
Molecular function (GO): ADP binding
Source: RefSeq, a predicted model, not a curated record